Messenger RNA from Prunus avium (sweet cherry), 1600 nucleotides. Its product is annotated as serine/threonine-protein phosphatase PP2A-2 catalytic subunit. Lineage: Eukaryota; Viridiplantae; Streptophyta; Magnoliopsida; Rosales; Rosaceae. The record is from RefSeq and is a predicted model, not a curated record. Gene Ontology annotation, molecular function: protein serine/threonine phosphatase activity.
GAGAGUGCCAGAGAGUGAAAAAAGAAAAAGAAAGAAAAAUUCAAAAGAACUAAAAAGCCUUGGUUUCUCCACCACCGCUCUCUCUCUCUCUCUCUCUCUCUCUCUGGGAAGUUCGAAGAAGAAAACGAAGAAGAAGAAGAAGAGGAGAAAUCUAGGGUUUUCUACAGAUCCAGGGUUUGGGAUUCGGAGGGCAUCUUGAUCUGUGAAAAACGGUGCGUUUCCAGGAAGAGGAAGUGAAGGAGGAACAGGAUGGAUGCGGUCCCUUCGAACUCACAUGGGAACCUGGAUGAGCAGAUUGCCCAGCUCAUGCAGUGCAAGCCCUUGUCCGAACCAGAGGUAAGGGGGCUCUGUGAGAAGGCCAAGGAGAUAUUAAUGGAAGAAAGCAAUGUCCAGCCUGUGAAAAGCCCUGUAACUAUUUGUGGUGAUAUUCAUGGACAAUUCCAUGAUCUUGCGGAGCUUUUCCGCAUUGGAGGAAAGUGUCCAGAUACGAAUUAUUUGUUUAUGGGAGAUUAUGUGGAUCGUGGCUAUUAUUCAGUUGAAACAGUGACACUCUUGGUUGCCUUGAAGGUGCGUUAUCCUCAACGUAUUACUAUCCUAAGAGGAAAUCAUGAAAGCCGUCAGAUUACUCAAGUUUAUGGUUUUUAUGAUGAGUGCCUACGGAAGUAUGGUAAUGCCAAUGUUUGGAAGAUCUUUACAGAUUUAUUUGACUAUUUCCCUCUGACAGCAUUGGUUGAAUCUGAAAUUUUCUGCCUGCAUGGUGGACUGUCUCCAUCCAUUGAAACCCUUGAUAAUAUACGUAAUUUUGACCGUGUACAAGAGGUUCCUCACGAGGGUCCCAUGUGCGAUCUUCUAUGGUCUGACCCUGAUGAUCGCUGUGGUUGGGGUAUCUCUCCCAGGGGUGCUGGAUAUACUUUUGGCCAGGACAUAUCUGAGCAGUUCAAUCACACAAAUAACUUAAAGUUGAUUGCUAGAGCACAUCAGCUGGUCAUGGAAGGAUAUAACUGGGGUCAUGAACAAAAAGUCGUCACUAUAUUUAGUGCACCCAACUAUUGUUAUCGCUGUGGAAAUAUGGCAUCCAUCCUUGAAGUCGAUGACUGCAAAGGUCACACAUUCAUUCAGUUUGAGCCAGCUCCAAGGAGGGGAGAGCCAGAUGUGACCCGAAGAACACCUGAUUACUUCCUAUAAAGAAACUGCCAAAUCAGUUGCUGAAUUACCUGCUGUGGUUGCCUGGUAGAAGGUUUAUGUAUCGAGGGCUCUAGUUAACUCUAAGAUUAUAGUUUCACAAUAGUGGUGGUCGGUUGCGGAAAAUCGUGUAAGAUUGGCAGGUGAGGGUUCCUUGGAUUGUGCUCGAGUCUCUGCAAAAGGAAGCAUCCGAGGUGGUGACACUGUUGCAGCAUAUGUACCAUUUCCAGCAAACAAUGUGGCAUCGUCUGUUCUGAUUUUUCUUCUCUACUUUUUUUUAAAAAAAUUAAUUAAUUUUUCUGUAGAAGGAUGGUAUUUUUGGGGGUUGGUGAUCUGUAGAGGGAUGAUGAGCUCACUUCCUAUAAUGGGUGCUUUUAUUAUUUUUUCCCCUUAGUAAUGAAUACAAUGUUCUCCAAUA